CCAAGACCAACAGAGGCCUUGGCAACGCUGACACUCUGUGGAGCAACAGCCACCAGGCAGCCAUCCUGGAGCAGGUCUGGGGGCCAAGUGCAGCAGGCUGGAAUUCCUGCUGCCUAUGGAGUGGGUGGCAGCCCCAGGGCCCAAGCAGAGGGCCCCUCCUCGAGCCUUGGAGAAUGCUGUGCCCCAAGCAGAAGCCUGGCUGCCAGGAGUCUCUUGUGCCACUUCAGCCUGGGCCACCAGCCUGGAGGGAGAGCUUCCGUCAGAUCUGGAGCUGAGCGAGGAACAGCGGCUACAGAUCUCCAAGGAGCUGGUGGACCUUCAGAUUGCAACUCAUCGCCUGCAGGAGCAGCACGAGGCUGAAGUCUUCCAGCUGAAGAGGGAGGUCCUUCGGCUGGAGAGCCGGGUGCUGGAGCUGGAGGUGCGUGGAGAUCAUAUCAGCCAGGGACAUGUGGACCCAGCAGAGGUCAACCCAGCACAGAAGUUCAAUCAAGAAACCCAGGGGCCGAGACACUCUGCCCACCACAGCCACCAGGUCACCCUGACCACAGGAAGAGCCCAGGUGCAACCCAAGGAUGUCCUGAUCCCUAAGCCAUUGAAACUGGAGAAUAGUCUGCUGGGAACCCAGGAGCUUCGGGGUGAAGUGAAGUGGGUGCUGGAACAUCACAGGGCCCUGCAGCAGACACUGGAGACACGGGUCAGGGCAGCCCUGGGCCAGCAGCUGCAGGGAGCACAAGAGGAAGCCAGGGCAGCUGGACAGCGGCUAGCUGCACAAGCAGUGAUGCUGUCCACCUGCCAGGGCCAGCUCCGACAGGCCCAGGUUGAGAACGCCCGGUUGCAGCUGCAACUGAAGAAGCUGAAUGAGGAGUAUGCCCUCCGGCUGCAGCGCUGCGCCCAAGAGGCAGUGGGAUAUGCAGAUGGUGCAAGCCAGGCUGCCCUUCAGACUUUCCUGGAGGCCACUCUGCAGGACAUCCGGGCAGCACACCACAGUCGUGAGCAACAGCUGGCCCGGGCUGCUAGGGCCUACCGAAAGCACCUGGCUGAUCUGAGCCGUAGGCAUGAGGAGCUGCUGGCCACACACAGUGUGCAGCAGGAGCAGCUGCAGGCACUGGCAGACCCAGACAGGACAACUGGGACCCUCAAGGCUACCUUUACUACAGCCACAGACCUGAAGCCACUGUCUGUGCCCCUGGCCACUGAGCUCAGCCACCUGCAGAAGGAUGAGCACAGCCAGCUCAGGAUGCUGCCCUUGUGCCCACGAAAGGGACCUGGUGAAGCCUCCUCCCAGGAGACCUCAGAGCCACUGAGCCUGGAUACCAACUCCUGGGCCCAGAUCUGCCAGAAGCUCCAGGACUUCUCCCGAGGCACUCAGGUAGCAGAGCUGGAACGUGAGCGAGCACAGCUGCUGGUGCGGGCCACCAAGGCUGAAGAGCAGCUUUCAGAGCUGCAGGAGUAUGUGGACCAGCACCUGGGAAGAUAUACAGGCGUCACACCUCAGGGUUGUUGGAUGAAUUCUGUGGAGGAUGGAAUCGUCUGGAGGAGCUAGUAUGGGGAAGCCACAGACCUGUGAUACAGGUAAUUGUCAGGUAGAAGGAUACCCUGUGCCACAGAAGCAGACCCAAGUCCAGACCAGCUGGCCUUCCACUUUCAAGUGAAGCAGGGGGUCAGGUGAAGCAGGGAGUGGUGAACUUCUGAGUAUCAGGGGUCUCUGAGUUUGGCCUGAGGGGUGUGUUGGGGGAGGCAGCAGGAAGAACAGACAGUGUGGGCAAGACUCUGAGGGAGAGUUGUUGACCCACCAGGAAACCUCGAGAUGCCAGCCUAGACUCUGAACCCUGUGCCCAUUGCCCCAGCUUCCCCUGUAGCCCUGGAUUUGCAGCUUAUAGCAGGCAGAUGAGACUGGAGGGCCCCAGUGGGAGGGAGUGGUUGGAGUCCCCAGCCAGCCCCAGCAGGCUCUCUAGUACUGAUGCCCUCUCCUGUCCCCAGAACCUUCCCAAACCAAAGACAGGCCAGGAGCCAUGGGACUCAGGUGGCCUGCUGCCUCUGGCUAGGGAGCCAGAACAGAGCAUAACAAUAGCCAAAAAACGAAAGUAACCCAAUGUCCGUGGCAAACAUAUCCACAAUAGGUUAUUAUUACUAUUAUAUCAUUCUGUUAUUCAAAACAGAAAAGUUCCACACCUGCUAUAAUAUGGAUGAGCCCUGAGGAAAUGAGCCAGUCACAAAAAGACAAAUACUAUGCGGUUCUACCUAUAUGAGGUUCCUAGAGCCGUGACAUUCACAAAGGUAGAGGAAUAGUUGGGUUUUACAGGCUUGGUUUCAGUUUGAGGAGAUGGAAGGAGCUCAGGAGAUUAGUUGUACACUAGUAAGAAUGUGCUUAAUACUACUGAGCCUAAGAGGGUUGAUGGGCUGGGUGCAUUGUUGCACACCUGUCAUCCUAGCUACUUGAGAGGCCAAGACAAGAGGAUCUAAAUGUUCAAGGCCAGCCGGGGCAACUUCAUGAGACCCUGUCUCAAAAAAAAGGGGGGGGGGCUGAGGAUAUAUCUC
Marmota monax (woodchuck) is the source of this 2538-nucleotide messenger RNA. It is a transcript of the gene Ccdc78, whose product is annotated as coiled-coil domain containing 78. Gene Ontology annotation, cellular component: cytoplasm. Lineage: Eukaryota; Metazoa; Chordata; Mammalia; Rodentia; Sciuridae. Bases 116 to 1543 code for a protein of 475 amino acids. The transcript is spliced from 14 exons. The record is from RefSeq and is a predicted model, not a curated record.